AUGCCUUCAUUUGCCUCCCGAAGAUAUGAAGAAGCUGGGAAAAUGGUAGAGGGAAACCAAUUUGUUGUGAGAAAGUUGAUUUCUGUGGCUAAUCCAUCUGUGAUGCUGAGAAUGCUAACAAGGAGGAUGCCAAUUGGCAGGAGAAAAUUGUUGACCAUUUUGAAGGAAUUAUUGAAGCAACAACAAUUCUGGACUGAACAUACCCCAAGGCUCUCUCCUCUCCCGGGAUUGGGUAGCCCUGGACUUGAGGAAAGCUGUACUGUCCUUCCAAUUCUUCUGAAUAUCAUCACUAUAUCUUGCUCAGAAGAAGAACAAGAGUUUACUGCUCUUGAUCUCCAAAUGUCUAGGGUAGAGGCUAUCCAUGUAGUCUGUUAUGGGUUACCAUCUUUGCAUAGGUUGGUUGAUACUGCAGUCAAAACAUCCCGCAGUGGAUAUCUGCAAAGAUGCCUGAUAAAAAAUCUUGAGUGCCUGAAAGUUUGUUACGAUUAUACUGUUCGUGAUGCAGAUGGUUCCAUAAUUCAAUUUCAUUAUGGAGAAGAUGGUGUUGAUGUUCAUCAGACAAGCUUUCUUAACAAAUUUGAAUCGCUGGCAGCAAAUCGUGAAGUGAUUGACCAAAAAUUUUAUCAUCAGCUUGAUUUCAACACUUAUAUUGAAGAGUUGCCUGAUGAACUUCUAAAUAAAGUGAAAAAAUACACUAAAAAGUUGGAGGGAAAGCAAAUUUAUUUAGAACAAGAGCAGCAAGAGGACUUAUUGAAGUUGAUGAAACAAAAAUACCUCUUGAGUCUUGCACAGUCAGGAGAACCAGUUGGUGUAAUUGCUGCUCAAUCUGUUGGUGAACCAUCAACGCAAAUGACGCUAAACACUUUCCAUCUUGCUGGGCGCGGGGAUGUGAAUGUUACACUUGGCAUUCCACGUUUGCAGGAAAUUUUGAUGACUGCUUCAAAUGAUAACAAGACUCCUAUUAUGACAUGCCCCUUGCUAAAGGGGAGGACGAAGAAGGGAUCACAGUCCGCAGCAAUUGAUGAACUGAGCCUGUGCCAACCUGCUGCUAAUAAUGGAAGCUCCCUGCUAAACACUUUCCAUCUUGCUGGGCGCGGGGAUGUGAAUGUUACACUUGGCAUUCCACGUUUGCAGGAAAUUUUGAUGACUGCUUCAAAUGAUAACAAGACUCCUAUUAUGACAUGCCCCUUGCUAAAGGGGAGGACGAAGGAUGAUGCCAGGGAACUUGUAGCGAAAGUGAAGAAGGUGACUGUUGCAGACAUAAUUGAGACUGUGGAAGUACGUGUUUUGCCAUUUUCCAUUGAGAAUAACCAAACCUCCAGUAUAUAUAAGCUUACUGUGAAGUUCAAAGAACAUGACCUUGUGUCUAUAAAGGACUGCAAGAGAACCCUUAAAGUUGUGUUCUUAAGAGAGUUGGAGGAUGCAAUUGAGAGUCAUCUGAUUUUACUCUCCAAAAUCAGGGACAUUAAAAAUUUCAUGCCUAGUUCACAAUCAAAGGCUUCCGAUGAAACAGGGGAGGAUGCUUCUGGCAGCAGAUCACAGGGUGGGAAUGAAAAUGAUGAUGUUGAUGAUGAUGAUGAUGAUGAUGAAAGGGCUGAGGAUCUUGGUUCAGAUUCACUGAAAAGAAAACAGCAAGCCAUGGAUGAGAUGGAUUAUGAUGAUGGUUCUGAAGAUGAACUCAAUGAAGAGGAGCCAUUGGCUGAACCUCUGAAAGGAAUUGAUCAUGGUGAGGAUGAAGUUGAAAUUAGGGAGGAUGGUGAAAUUGAGGACUUUGAUGGUAAAGGUGAAGCUUACGAAAUGCCAUAUGAGCACGGUGAAGCUAUCUCAGAGCUUGAAUCAGGUGACAGAAAAGACAAAAAGAAAGCCAAAAGAAAGCAAAAGGUCAGGGAAAAAUUUGUUGGAAAAGAAUCUGACAGGGCAAUCUUUGUGUCGGCAAGAGGAUUGCACUUUGAGGUCCAUUUCAGGUUUAAUAAUGAACCUCAUAUUUUGCUGGCUCAGGUACUCAUGAAUUCCAUAGUUUGCCUUUCAUUUUACUAUGGGCAUCACCAUCAUUUCUUCAACAGAUUAGAGUUUUUCAUUUUCUUUUAACAGAGAUAUGUUGGGGUUGGUCUGGGGUGUGGGUUGCUCUGUGUUUUUGUACUCGUUUGUUUAGCUGGCUAUAUGCUUCCAUUUUCUUAUUAAACAGGUUGCCUGCCUGUCAAGUUUUAUGAAGCUAUGUUUCUUCCAGUUAUAUUGAACUAUCUGUUGGCUAUUGAUGAUNUA
Molecule: messenger RNA, 2262 nt
Organism: Ilex paraguariensis (yerba mate)
Lineage: Eukaryota; Viridiplantae; Streptophyta; Magnoliopsida; Aquifoliales; Aquifoliaceae
Source: the annotation of a GenBank genome assembly